Molecule: messenger RNA, 1861 nt
Organism: Monascus purpureus
Lineage: Eukaryota; Fungi; Ascomycota; Eurotiomycetes; Eurotiales; Aspergillaceae
Source: the annotation of a GenBank genome assembly
UCGAAUUUGAAAUCAUUCUCAAUCAAGAGAUACAACAAGUAAGCAUUUGGGAACCUAUUUGAUUUCUUGCACGCCAUUGAAAUCGAUCAAUAGUCGCUCAUCACAAGCUACUAGUCGACUUUUAACGAGAGGAGGAUAUUCUCUCAGCCCCGUUCACUCAACACCCAUGGACAAUAUGGGAUUAUUUCUUCUUAUCUCCAUCAUUCUUUGGUUCAUUCUCUUGUUCUAUAUCAUGAUGCGCGCAAAGUAUGGUGGGGUAUUGCGGAGAAUAAAUGGGGAUAUCUUUAUUCUAAGGCUUGCCAGUACGCUAACCUUUAUUUCGGCGUAGCAUACACCGUCGUAUAAUUUUGGUGCUCCUUUUUCAGUACGGACUGGCUGAUGAUGAUCGCAGGGGUUCUGUCACGCUAUUACAGUGUGCGGCGUUUAAUUUUGCUGGGAUCCUUGUCUGUCGGUUGUUCAUGGGGAUAUUCGAGGCCGGGUUCUUCGGUAUGAGGUAUCACUCGCUUCGCAUAUGGAAACUGAACUGACGCAAGGUGAAGCCGGAGUAAUCUUCUACCUAACACAGUUCUACAAGAGAAAUGAGAUCGCUUUCCGCUUAUCCAUCUUCUACGGCAUGGUGACCAUCGCAGGCGCCUUCUCUGGCCUCAUCUCGUUCGGAGUCUUCCACAUCAAGCACAACCUGCCUGGUUGGAAGUACCUUUUCAUCAUCGAAGGCGGCGCGACUAUCGUUCUCGCCUGUUUUGCCAUGUGGUGGCUCCCGCUGAGCGGAUCGCAAUGCCACUGGUUCAGCGAAAGCGAGGCAGCGGUGGCCAGAAUGCGUCUCCUGCAGGAUGGCUCGACGCAGACGAGCUCAGAAGACAAGCUAAAUGUCAAGGAUGCCCUGUCGACUCUCCUCGACUGGCGCAUCCUCGUCUGGGCUGUCAGCUGCUUCUGCUACGGCGUGGCCCAGAGCUCCGUGAGCAACUUCCUCCCGCAGAUGGUAGCGCUUCUGGGCUACUCGACCGUCAAGACAAACCUGUACACCGUGGCGCCGUAUUGUGUUGGGACGAUCGUACUGUGGAUCAUGUGCCGUUCCUCAGACCAUUUCCGCGAACGGUCUAUGCACCUCGCGAGCGCGCUCAUGGUCACCUUCAUCGGGUACAUUAUUCUGAUCGCCGUGGACGUGGAAGCACACAAAGGCGUCGUGUACUUUGCCUGUUUCCUACUGGCCUGCGGUGCCUUUGUACCCAGCAGUAUCUUCCACAGCUGGCAUACGAACAACGUCACGAAUGAGAGCCAGCGCGCCGCAACGGUGGGAUUCCUCGUGGGCUCCGCCAACUGCGCUGGGAUCCUAUUUCAAAGCGAACACGGCGCCGCACUACAUGCCAGCGCUGAUUGUCAACAGCGUGUUUCUGGCCACGGGAGUCGUGGUCAUUGUGUGUCUCGGGGUGUGGUUCCGCAUCGACAACCGUCGGCGCGACAAGGCGCAGGGGGUGCACCUGACCGCAGCAGACGUUAUGACGCGCAACCUGGUGGGGGGGUGGAACGACCCGAACUGGAGGUGGACAGUCUGAAUAUUCCUUCGAUAUUCGAUACUUCGUAGCCAGGGCGGCGAUCUAUUUUCUUACUUCCAAUGCCAGUAUUAUUAACGAAACACCGGCAAGUAGAUAGAAGAGCCGGAAUUAUUCUUGUACUUCGAUAGUAUUCCGUCCAUGCCUAGGCAUAGAUAGUAAGAUACACAUCGCAAUAGGACCGCCUGUCGACGCAAUCGGGCAAUCCAGGAACCCACGCAGCCCAAACAAGAGGCUAGACUCCCGUCUGCUGCACAUGGAAGCUGAUGGAUACAUAUUCCCCCCAGCAGCAUGCGGUUCCUCCUGCAGAG